Oppia nitens is the source of this 698-nucleotide messenger RNA. RefSeq names its product platelet-activating factor acetylhydrolase IB subunit alpha1-like. The transcript has 2 exons. The record is from RefSeq and is a predicted model, not a curated record. The coding region runs from base 96 to 698 and encodes 200 amino acids. Lineage: Eukaryota; Metazoa; Arthropoda; Arachnida; Sarcoptiformes; Oppiidae. Gene Ontology annotation, molecular function: phosphatidylcholine lysophospholipase A1 activity.
UGUUAUCUAAAAUACAUUUAUUUGUUUUCAUAAUUAUUAUAAAACAAUAUGUAUCAGUCAAACCCUGGGAACCGCAACCAAGAGAUGCCAAUUGGAUGAAAAAACACCAGAAACUAGUGAAUCAAACUCUCAAUCAUAUGAAUGAUGAAAUGAUAGUAUUUGUUGGCGACUCUAUCACCGAACAGUGGGCUGUAAAUGGACAGACAGUUUGGAGUAAAUACUAUUCAUCGAGAGGUACUUACAAUUAUGGUAUCGGAGGCGACCAAACACAACAAGUUUUAUAUAGAAUACAGAAUAAAGAGUUUGAUGGACUUCACCCAAAAGUGAUUGUCCUUUUAAUAGGUACUAAUAAUGUCUAUCUAAACGAAACACUGGAUGAUAUCGCUCAUGGAGUCAAUGAGACAGUUCGUGAAUUAUUAGCUAAAAUGCCAAAAAGCAAACUAAUAUUGUUGGGUGUCUUACCCCGCGGCGAACCGUUGGGCACUAAAUGCAAACAAUUGAAUGAAUUAAUCAAAAACCUGGACAAUCAACAAACAGUUUACUAUCUGGAUAUGUGGUCACAGUUUGAAGACCCGUCGGGACAUAUAAGGACAGAAUUAUAUACGUCGGGUCUCUUGCAUUUGACUCAACUCGGUUAUCAUGUGUGGCAACAAACUAUGGAACCGUUACUUAACAAAUUGGAUCCAACAAUAUUUUGA